Cyanistes caeruleus (blue tit) is the source of this 3787-nucleotide messenger RNA. NCBI's taxonomy places the organism in Eukaryota, Metazoa, Chordata, Aves, Passeriformes, Paridae. The record is from RefSeq and is a predicted model, not a curated record.
CACGCUGCAAGUGCAUAGUAUUGGAUAGAUGGGUGGGCAGAGAGCAUGGGAGUGGUAUCUUUGGGCCUAAAUGCUUCAGGCAGAACCAGGGGUUUCACUUGUUUUUUGAAGGGUUUUUAAGUGCAAUACUCUGGAAGAUGCGUUGUAAUGUGCAAUCUGCAUUAAGGAACACUUCAAGAAUGAGUCCACCACAAGAUAGAAAUAGAAAUUCCUGCAGCAGUGAGACUCUGGCAAAGUGCCUUCAAGCAAAGAAGGACUUGGAAACAGCUAUAUCUGGAAUUGUCAAAGCUGAACAGCAGAUUAAAGAAAACUGGCGGGAGGUCAAGGCCAAGAUCCACAGCCACAUCAGCCGGCAGCUGGAAUGCCUGCGCAGCCGUGAGGUGUGGCUCUUCGAGCAGGUGGAUCUCAUCCAGCAGCUCAAAGAGGAGGCCUUGCAGCAGCAGGCACAGCAGCUCUACUGGUACUUGGGACAGUUCAAUUGCCUUAUUCAUCAGCUGGAACGCUCCUACAGUAAUGAACUGGCAAACCAGAUUGCAGUUUGCCUGGAGAGACUGGGAAGUCUUACACUUAAACCUGAAGAGUCUUCCAUCCUGAAUUUUGAGGCUGACACAUCUCACCUUCGCCAAGCUAUUACCUCAUUUGGUUCCAUUAAAACGAUGCAAACCUCAGAGAGACAGAAUGCUUCUCCCUGGUUCCCAGGGCAGAAUUGUGCCCUAAUGAACUGUGAGCAGCAGCAGAUGCUGUGUGGGACAGUGAGUGCCUCGCUGGCUGACUGGUUACUCGGAAGCAGACCUGUGGGUGUGCGCCAGGCUCCCUAUGGAAUAUGCUCUAACUAUGCAAACAGUUACUGAACAUUGCCUUUUAGUUUUAAUAGAUGUGUUUCAAUGUGUCUUUAUUAGGAUUUCAAUUCUUCCAAAGUCUGCUAUUUUGAGCAAGCCUGGGGAAAUCUGAAGGAUUUGGAGAACUGGCUCCUGCACAAUCAGCAGUGUGAUGUUGCUGGGAAGACAGAUUCCCCUGGUCGCAAGGACUCCACCUCUACUCUCAACUCAUCCUUUUCCACUAUUGAAAAGGUGGAGGAAUUAGAAUCCCUUGAACAGGAAGAGAUGGACCUUUCUGACUGGCUGCUUACUCCUGACACAGAAAAUGGAAGUAUUGCUUCAGAUGAGAAAUGGAAGAAUGAAUUUAAACCUUUUAGGGAAGAAUGCAAUUUGAAUGAUUGGCUCCUCAAAGCUGAAACAUGUACCAGUUGUCGUGGCAGCCAGAGCAAAAGUGUGGAAAUUGAGAACCUGGGAAAUCUGAAGUGCCUGAAUGAGCAUCUUGAUGGAAAAAAAUCAUCCACUACAUCUGCUGUAAAUGCUUGGCUUCUUCAGCAUCCUCAGGCCCCGUUUAAAGUGGAAGAUGUGUGCAAAGCUAAUGAUCUAUGUGCCAGCUUUUCAGAAUGUGUGUGUGAUGAAAACUGUGGAAAAGAGGCUCUUUGCAAAUGGCUUCUGAAGAAAGAUGGGAAGGACAAAAAUGGAGUUCUGGUCAGUCAGAGAGAUGUACCAGACCCUGAGCAUGAGAAGACCAAGUUUGCUGCCAGUUCCUGGCUUAGCCCUGCACAACAGCUCCCAGGGGAACCCAUGAGUGCAGAGAAAGCAGAUUAUUCAGCAGAGAUCGCAGAACCCUGGAAAGCAUUGCUUGAGAGGCCUCUGACAAGCUGGCUGGUCAAGACUGAGCACAAAGCAGAAAGCACAGAAGAAAAGGAGAGUCGGGAAAAAGCAGACAAGAGUUUCAAGAGUCCUUUCCUAGACAUCUUGGCUCCAUUCCACCUCCCCUUAAAUGUAAACAGUUGGGUGUUGACUUCAAAUAACCUAGAAAAUGCAAACCCACCUCCAGUGGAAGAUAAAUGGCUUCUGCGCAAGAAAGCACAAGACUUUGGCCUUCCUACAGUUUGUGACCUUUUUGCCUGUAUGAAACUCAGCGGAGAUAACGAAAAAUGGCUGUAUCGGUCUCCUUUACAGAUGUGAAGAACUGGAAGUGUUGAAAUCAUCCCUUUCCUGCUAUCAGUCGCACAUCACGCUGAGUGACUGCAGCCAGCUGAGUGCUUGUGUUUUGUGUUUGGCCGUCUGCUUUCUCUUCUAAAAUUAUAACAAAAAGAAAAAUUUCUUACCUAACAGAGUUAUGGUGCAGAAGAUCCCUUUUCGUUGUCAUUAAUUCUGAAAUGUAAACCCACUGACCAUAAGCAAUCUGAUGCUUUAGAGGUGUUAGCAAAUUUGUAUGUUAUGGGAAUACAAGGAUCUUGAAUGGGUUGUCACUUGAAGUAUGUUGAAGCCGGGGCAGGUAUAAAGCAGAAUCUUCCUGGUGCUGUGGAACGUCCACCUUUGACAGUGACUUCAGAAGUGCUGCUGUCCCUUUCAGCUGCUACAACUUCGUCAUGCGUUGGGUUCCAGCUUAUUUAGGCUGUACUUGCAAGCAAUUUGUUUUAUGGAGCAGUUGCUCACUUUAGAGGUUUCAUUUGCGUCCUGUGUUGGUGCAUUUCCCAGCUAAAUAUGUAAAAUCCAGACUUUGAAAAAGACAUGGAUUUAUGGGACCUAACACGUGACAGGAGAAAUGGUAACUUACUUUUAAAUCAAAACUUGUGAAUUUUGAGCCUUUCAGAGAACAGGGUAGGGUGUUAAUUUUCAUGCACCAGUAGAUCAGGCCCUACUAUCCCCAGCAUUUACAAACUAUUUGAAUGUCACUGAAAAAGCUGUAAAAUGAAAUGUGUGUUUCUGUUAGUUCUAGAUAAGUCAUAAUGAAUUUUUAUUGACUAAACCACUGGAAAGGAGGCAUCUUAGCUACCUAAAAUUUAAAGGUAAUAUUUGGGGAAUUAGAUGCCUUCAGCAGAUUGAUGUCAUGCUGUUUAGUUGGGAAACACUAACUUGGCAAACUGUGGCUCCCACUGAUGCAGUUUAAAGGUAUUUAAUCUGUGGUUUCCAUGUGAUUAUGUAUGUGAAAGUGGGGUCCAGUAACUCGGAUCUUCCUGAAGCUGUGGACAUAAUAUGAGCAAUACCUCUUCAGAUAUUUAGCCUUUUGAGCCUGUAGGAACGAGUGCAAAGAUGUUAUAUGGAAACGUGGAUCAUGCCUGUCAGGCUCCAUGGAAAAACUGUGAAAUUCCAUAGUUUCUAGUGCAGCUUCUACUCACUUAACAAAUUGCUCUUAGUGACUAUGAAAAAAAGGCCCUCUUCUCCCCAUCCCUGCAGCCUGUCUGGGAAUAAAAGUAAUUUGAGUUCUUCACAACCCUGUAGAAAAGAAAUUAUUAAGAGCUGACCUUGGUGUCACUUUGUAGUGUGAACACAUUCCUGUCUGAUCAAUCCUGUGCAUUCAUUUAAAAGUAAGUUUUUAGUCUGAGAAGGGGAGACUGCACAUCUGAAACCAGACCCUGAAAGGACUUAACAUCAGGAAAACACUUCGAGGCUUUUGUACUUUCAUAGCCAGGGCUUUCUGCUGGAGGCAGAGAGGUGUUUUAGGAGUCCACUUUCCCCUUCACACAUGUCCUUGUUGCUGCUUGGGAAGACUGCACUGUGACUUACUCCAGUAACAGCCUGAUGUGAUUAGCAGUUGAACUUAAUGAAGGUGAUUGACGUGCAGCCCACCUCUUCCAAUUAAUUCCACGUAGUUGUCAUUGUGUGCUACUUUGUCAGUUCAUUAUGAGCCUUUAAAACCUGGGGGUAUGUAUUCCUUUACUCAACUGACUUCUUGUCACUAAUUGAUAUUUAUGUAAAACAUUGAUUAGUCUUUUCCAUUAAAAAAAAUAAUUGCAACCAAA